UUUCACAUUGUAUUAUCAAUAUGUCACGAUUUACAAUAGCUGUAUAGUUUAAAAAUGUUGUGAUAAAAAUGUAGUGACGUCUUUUCUCAAAUGCUGCAGUGACGUUCUUCUUAAUAAGUUCAAUACUUAGGUUGUUGGGUUGUUGUUAAGUGGAUUUUAUUUCAUAUUUCUAUUUUAGGUUUAACGUAAGUGAAUUACAAUAUGGAUUUGGGAAAGUGAUGGCGGAACUUUGUAUUAAAGAACACUGAAUAAAAGGUAAAUGAUGUGGAAGGAGCUGUGUUUGUUGGCAGUGUUUGUGUGUCUGUCUAUGAGUCAAGGGCUGCCCCUGGAUAAGUAUGACAACCAGAUACCCGGGCACUACCUCAACAGUUUCCUAGUGGAAGUUGACAGUCUGGAGACAGCAGAAAGUGUGGCAAGAGAUAAUGGAUUUGAACUUGUCGAAAAGAUACCACAGUUAAAUAUGUACCUACUUGAACAUCCUGAAGUUACUGGAAGAUCCAAGAGAAGUGCUGACGAUUUUGUCUCAAGGUUGGCCCAAGAUUCAAGGGUAAAGUUUGCGGAACAACAGAUAACAUUGAAAAGAGUGAAGAGAUCACAUGUAUUGCAUGACAAACAACUAGAGUUUCCGCUCCGUGAAAUCAAAGAUAACAAUAAAUAUAUCCGGGUACAAGACAAGUUUGACACAAGAGAUGGACUUGGACCAAGGUUUAAUGAUGAACACUUUGGAGACCAAUGGUAUCUGGUGAAUAGAGGUCAGACAGGAGGAGUGGAGGGAAUGGAUAUAAAUGUUGCCCCGGCCUGGGAGAUGGGGUAUGAUGGACGAGGAGUUGUUGUUACAAUACUGGAUGAUGGAAUAGACUGGAACCAUCCAGAUAUUAGUCAAAACUAUGAUGCGAGAGCCAGUGCUGACAUGAAUGAUAAGAAUGACAAAGAGAACGAUCCGACCCCAGAUAAAUCCAAAAGAGGAAACAGCCAUGGUACAAGAUGUGCCGGGGAAAUUGCUGCUGUUGCUAAUAAUGGUAACUGCGGAGUGGGAGUUGCGUACAACAGUAAAAUAGGAGGUAUUCGAAUUCUCGAUGGUCCAAUCACAGACGAGAUGGAGGCCCGGGCAUUGCUGUUUAACAAUCAACAUGUCCAUGUAUUAAGUGCCUCAUGGGGGCCACAUGAUGAUGGUAAAACUAUGGAGAAACCAAAAAAAGCAUGUGUUAAUGCCCUUAAAGAAGGUGUUAAAACAGGUAGAAAUGGUAAGGGCAGUAUAUUUGUCUGGGCCACUGGUAAUGGUGGAGGAUAUGGAGAUAUGUGUGGAGCAGACGGCUAUGUUUCCAGUCCAGAGAGCAUUUCUGUCCAGUCUCUGACAGACAAAGGGGAACUACCAUUUUUCGGUGAGAUAUGCACAUCUACUUUGAUAUCUGUACCGACAGGAGGGGAGGCCACUCAAGAAGAGGAAUUGAAGGCAGAAUACAAGAUUAAAGUGGUAACUACAGAUCUAGAUGGAGGCUGUGUUGAGAACUUUGAGGGAACAUCUAGUGCUGCUCCACUUGCCUCUGGUUGCUAUGCUCUUCUCCUUCAAGCUUGUCCGGAAUGCUCAUGGCGAGAUGUACAGCACAUAACAGUACGUGCUGCUCGUAUACCUUCCAUAGAUGUGUCAUGGACUAUGAAUGGAGCUGGUUUCCAUGUGAAUAGUAAAUAUGGCUUCGGUAUUAUGGACUGUGCCAAAAUGGUGGAGAUUUCCCAGAGCUGGAAGUCAGUCCCGGAACAACACGUCUGCUUGACAGAAGUUCAACCUGUCAACAGAAAAAUACAGAGUGACAGCUGUGUGAAGACAGAAUUCACUUUUAAUGGCUGCCAAGAUAACAGAUCUAACAGUAUCACAAGCCUGGAACAUGUUCAACUAAUCUUUAAAGGGGUGUCUGGUCGCCGUGGCAACGUGGAAAUUAUUCUUGUGUCUCCUGCUGGAACAAGAUCUGAACUGUUGACAAGAAGGCCACCUGAUGAUAGUCAAGAUGAUAUUGAUUUUGAAUUCAUGACUGUACAUAACUGGGGAGAGAAUCCAGAUGGAACCUGGACAGUGGAGGUGUGUGAUAACCCCGGUGAGGAGAGGGAACAUCGUGGAAACACUAUACACUGGGAAAGCUUUGCUCUUCGUGCUUAUGGUUUCCAUGACAAUGAAAAGAAAUCAGAUGUUAAAGCAGAGAAGCCAGAUUUGCAAGUGUUAAAAAGGUUAAAGGAAGAAGAGUUCCAAAAUUCCAGGAGAGCCAACUUGAAACGAGCACAAGGAACUAACACAAGAGGUCAAGACACAAAGAAGAAAGAGCUUGAUGAUUAUGUUGGAACAGCUGAUGAACUUCUAAAAGACAUUGCUAAAAUUUUUGAUGAAAGAUCUUUUAAGCUUGAUGGCUAUAAUAGUAAGUCUAGGUUUGGAAACAGGAAAUACAGGAUUUCUAAAAAUAGGGAUCAGUUUGGCAAAAGGGGACAUGUUAAUAAUAAUGGGAAAGAUAUUGAUGAAGAUUCGGAAAUGACUGAAAUAAAAAGAGAAAUUUUGGAACUUUUGGCAGAGUUGGAAGGAAGGGAAUACAAAAGAAAUUAUUUAGAAGAGUAUUUAGAACAUAAAAGAAAAAUGGAAAGAAAGAGGAGACUGCAAUAUCUAUUGAGAGGGCUUGAUAGGGAAUUGAAUUAGUGGAAAAAAUAAACAGAAAC
Mercenaria mercenaria is the source of this 2697-nucleotide messenger RNA. Its product is annotated as PC3-like endoprotease variant B. The record is from RefSeq and is a predicted model, not a curated record. Gene Ontology annotation, cellular component: trans-Golgi network; Golgi membrane. Gene Ontology annotation, molecular function: serine-type endopeptidase activity. Gene Ontology annotation, biological process: protein processing. The coding region runs from base 260 to 2677 and encodes 805 amino acids. The transcript is spliced from 14 exons. NCBI's taxonomy places the organism in Eukaryota, Metazoa, Mollusca, Bivalvia, Venerida, Veneridae.